Thecamonas trahens ATCC 50062 is the source of this 1629-nucleotide messenger RNA. RefSeq lists its product as uncharacterized. Bases 1 to 1623 code for a protein of 540 amino acids. Lineage: Eukaryota; Apusomonadida; Apusomonadidae. The transcript has a single exon. The record is from RefSeq and is a predicted model, not a curated record.
AUGGGCGACAGCUACUCCGAGGCGAUGGUGCGGAGUGUGCGGACACCACAGAGGAAGACCGGACAGGGACUGCGGGGCCGACCGCAGACGCCCACCCAGCGGCAUGUGGAGGAGGUGGUGGCCGCGAGCCACCCUCUGGACUUGACGGCCGACCAGUUGGCGGCACUGCCACGGCGGACGGCGGACGAGCUGCGCACUCUCCGGGCUACACUCCGCAAGGCGUGCGAGGAGGCUGACGCGUGGCAGGCAGAGCGGGCAAAACAUUUCUUUGUGGCUUCUCCCUCGCCUCAUGCCCGCAAGCGGGCUCCGCUCACCCUCCCCUCCCACAUCACCGCCGCGCUCUCGCCGCUUGGCGAGCUGGCGGCAGCAAGGGCUGGCUACGCGGUGCCGGCUGGCACAAGUCCGCUCCCAGCUCAUCGCUCGGUCGGUGGUCUUGGCCUCGCCUGGCGUGCUCCGCCGGCCAAGGGCGACGAGGUUGUUGCCUCGCUUGUCCGUGACGCCAAGUCGGUCUUGUCUGAUCUCCUCAACCGCCCGCCCGAGCUGGCCGCCAUCGAGGCUGCGCUCGGCGUUGGUGAGCUGUAUGUGGCCAAGGACGUCGACUCGCGUGGCCGCGCCAUGUGGAUGGUGCUGAUGGAGGUCUCGAUGCGACAGGGCCGGCACGUGGUGGCCUCGGGCGCGCUCAUGCUCGGCCGACUGGCCAAGAUCGGUCGCCCGGGCGUGUCGCCGGCCGGGAAGGCUUCGCGGGCGCGCAAGCUUGCCCGGGCCCGCGCAGGCUACCACUCGCCACAGGCAGAGCGGAGUGCAAACUACGCGGUCCGACCCUUCCGCGAGCUCCCGAAUCGCGGUCUGGCCGUCCUCGGCAAUGGCGCCGAGUGGCACAUCGAGGCCGCGCCGCUGAGCUCGUUCCAGAUGGCGACAAUGCGGUCGUCGGUAGUGGCGAGUAGCGGUGCGAGCGCGAGCAGCACGUUGACCGAAAGCGGAGUGCCAGUCGAUAUCGACGCGUGGACGCCCGAGCCCGAGGUGCUCGGCGGGAGGGAGGUGCUGGCCGACUCGAUCGCGGCGGCGCGGACACUGCUGGCCGACCGCGACACACUCCGGCUGCGGUCGCGAGUCUGGUUCAAGACUGCCGACACCCAGUCAGCCGGCACGCUCUCACAGGCGGGCGUCCUUCGCUUGCUCACCACCGUGGCGUCUGCGACAGGCAUUCCGUUUGCGCCGCAAACAGUCGACCACAUCGUCUCGCCGCUGCCGGGCGCGGUCUCGCUCUCGGCCUUUGAGAGCGCCCUGGAGGCGCUACUCGAACUCGAGCUAGCGGUGAGGAUCCGCGCCCUGGACGCGUCGACCGAUUCCCGUGCCGCAAAGCUGCUGGAGGACGAGGACGCGCUGCACGAGCUCGUUCUGGAAGUCUUUCACGACUUUGAUCUCGCCGGCGCUGGCACGGUCGACGCUGAACACCUCGAUGCCAUGCUCGGCAUCCUCGCUAAGCGAGCUGGACUGCGGACUGCACCGUCGGCUGGACUCAUCUCGCGGGUACUGACCGUGUGUCCUGCACCAGCUUCGGGCAUUCUCGGGGUCAUGGACCUCUUUCCGAUUGUGGUCACGCUGCUGCAUCUGUACGGCUAGGCUAGC